This is a messenger RNA of Phaethon lepturus (White-tailed tropicbird), 1330 nucleotides long. RefSeq names its product glycerophosphodiester phosphodiesterase domain containing 5 (gene GDPD5). The transcript has 10 exons. Gene Ontology annotation, cellular component: plasma membrane. The annotation marks the transcript as partial. Lineage: Eukaryota; Metazoa; Chordata; Aves; Phaethontiformes; Phaethontidae. Gene Ontology annotation, biological process: positive regulation of neuron differentiation; lipid metabolic process. Gene Ontology annotation, molecular function: glycerophosphodiester phosphodiesterase activity. The record is from RefSeq and is a predicted model, not a curated record.
CUGGCACCAGAAAACACUCUGAUGUCCUUCCAGAAGGCGGUGGAGCAGAGGAUGUAUGGCGUCCAAGCUGACAUUGUACUGAGCUAUGACGGAGUCCCAUUUCUGAUGCAUGACAAGACACUCAGGAGAACAACCAACGUGGAGGAAGUGUUUCCAGAGCGGGCCUAUGAGCACUCCUCCAUGUUCAACUGGACUGACUUGGAAAAGCUGAAUGCUGGAGAGUGGUUCCUACAGAAUGACCCUUUCUGGACGGCUGGGUCUCUCUCAAGGUCCGACUACUUGGAAGCUGCCAACCAGUCAGUCUGCAAGCUGGCAGAUAUGCUAGAGGUGAUCAAGGACAACACAUCACUCAUCUUGAACUUCCAGGACCUGCCACCAGCUCAUCCCUACUACAGCACUUACAUCAACAUCACCCUGGAAACCAUCCUGUCAUCGGGAAUUCGACAACAGGCUGUGAUGUGGCUGCCGGACACGGAGAGGCAGCUGGUCAGACAGAUUGCGCCGGGUUUCCAGCAGACUUCUGGCCUCAAGCUGGAUGCAGAGCGCAUGAGGGAGAAGGGCAUCGUGAAGCUCAACCUGCGUUACACCAAGGUCACGAACGAGGAUGUCAGGGACUACACCAUGGCAAACCUGAGUGUGAAUCUCUACACUGUGAAUGAGCCCUGGCUGUACUCCAUCCUGUGGUGCGCCGGUGUCCAGUCGGUCACCUCCGACAACUCCCACGUCCUUCGCAAGGUGCCUUUUCCCAUCUGGCUAAUGCCUCCAGACGAGUACCACCUAAUCUGGAUCACAUCUGAUCUCAUUUCAUUUAUCAUAAUUGUAGGAGUUUUUAUAUUCCAGAACUAUCACAUGAUCAGGUGGCGCCUAGGAAGCAUCAGGACCUACAACCCAGAGCAGAUCAUGCUCAGCGCUGCUGUCCGCAGGUCCAGCCGGGAUGUCAAGAUCAUGAAGGAGAAGCUGAUCUUCUCAGAGAUCAACAAUGGCGUGGAGACCACGGACGAGCUGUCUCUCUGCUCCGAGAAUGGCUAUGCCAACGAGAUGGUCACGCCCACGGAUCAUCGGGACACCAAGCUGCGGAUGAACUGAGGGGCUCCGAGCCGUGCUCUCCUGCUUGCUGCGGGAUGGGAACCUUUAAGGAACUGCUGGUCAGGCAGAGACCCCUUCCCAUAGCCCAUCACUAGCUGCUCCGCCUCCCUGGUUGUGGGGUUGGGGGGCUUAUUUUUUGUAAAUAUGUAGAAAAUCUGAAAAUUUUUGUCUUUCUUUUUUUGAGUGUAAUUUUUCCAGGGCAUGAGUGGAAAUUCCGUGUUCAUUAAACUCUUGACCUUAUGGC